This is a messenger RNA of Musca domestica (house fly), 2530 nucleotides long. Its product is annotated as RE1-silencing transcription factor. Lineage: Eukaryota; Metazoa; Arthropoda; Insecta; Diptera; Muscidae. The record is from RefSeq and is a predicted model, not a curated record. The transcript has 2 exons. Bases 284 to 2443 code for a protein of 719 amino acids.
AACCCAUCUGAAAACUAGGUUUGCUGUCAUGAUUGUGAUUUAAAACUCAAGAAGAGUAAAAUCACAGUGGUUUAACAACCACUACUGUCGAAAUAGUCGUCUUGUUGGGAACGUUUUUUAUUUAGAUGUUGCAGGGCUCAUUUGCUCUCUGCCCGCCUAGAAUAGAAAAAGAAGAUGGACGGACUCAAUCCACCAACAAGAAGGCUAAGGGUUUUGGAAUUGAACAUACUGGAGGAAUAAAUAUAAGAUAUGUGAAAAAGUAUUUAUUAAACACUAUUCAAAAAUGGAAAAUAAAGGAAACUUUUGCGAAAUCUUCGACUAUCAAAGUAACGAACAGGAAAGCACAAACCCGGACAACAUAGAUUGUGGAACAAUUACUUACAAUAGCAAAACGCGCAUAUUGCAAUUUAUUUGUUUGUUUUGUAAGAUAAACUAUGAAAAUAUUGAAUAUUUUUGUCAGCACUUAAGCGAACAUAUUGAUGAUACGAUCCCUGAAGACGUCGAAGAAGAUCUUAUAGAAUACUCGGACUUUGAUGAAAUCGCUGGCGAAAUCUACGAAGAACGGGAAGAGCAGCCCCUUGUGUCAAAAGAUGAUAAUUUCUUAUAUAAAUUAGAGAACGAUGCAAGUAGUGUCAUCUCUACUGUUGAAUCGUUGGAUAAUAAUGCCACUAAAUCAGCAUCGGAAGACUUGGAGCAAAGUGAUUCCAAUGACCAUACUAUGGAAGUUACUGAAGCAACAUCCGAUGAGUUAUCCUCUUGGGAUCGUCAAAUUCCGUGUUAUGCCUCAAGUGUGCCCGAGAGCGAGAAGUCGAAAAUUGUUUCAACGGGCAAGACAUUUGAGGAAUGUUUUCUAAAAGAGACUAACAUUGAAAAGAUCCGUACGGAAGGAAUUGUCAUAGAAAAAGAACCACCAGUUAGAUACCCACAUAAGAACAAAUUCGCCAAGGAACUAUUACGCCCGAAACCUAAACGGAAAAAAGUCACUACGGUAAAAGUUAUUGCUGUAAAAAAUCGUAUUUCCGAAAUAUAUGAACGCAUAAAAAGUGAACAAACAAAAUCACAACAGAUACUGUCUUCCAAUGGUUAUCUAAAUCAAAGUCAUUCAACGGAGUCAUUGAAUUGUUCGGUCGAGGAACAAGAUAUCCAAGACAGUUUUGGCGAUGACAAAAACAAUGGAAACAGGAAACUAGUUGGGGAAACCCUCAUUACGCUUAUACCGGAAGGUGCUAAAAUACCCAACGCUUUGCCAUCACCAGCGGACGGACUUUCGAAAAGUAUAAAUAUAACGACUUUGAGAAAGGGCGCUCCCAAAGAAGACCAUCAGCCGAGUACAUCUAAAAAUAAAGAUUCUCAUGAUACGAGACCCAUUUGUCCAGCAUGUGGAAAAAUAUUUCGCAGUCAUUUUAGCUUGACAAUACACAAACGUAUUCAUUAUUUAGAAUCGGACAGUUCCGUAAAGUUGGCCCUAGCCUGUCCGGAUUGUAACCAAUUAUUUAACAAGCUGACUCAGCUAAAGCAGCACAUUGAAUCUGUCCACUAUCCAGAUGGCUUUGUUUGUAAAAUUUGCAAUCGCAAAUUGAACAGCCUUAGUCUUCUCGAACGUCACAUGAUAAAGGUUCACUUGGAUCGUCCCUUUAACUGUCAGCAAUGUGGUAAAAAUUUCUCGGAUCCCGUAACGUUUGAGGAACAUGUGAUAUCUCAUAAUUCCCAUAAAGUACAUAAAUGUCGUAUUUGUGGUCGUAAAUACUCCACGGAGUUCUUUUUAAUGGAACACAUGCGCAAUCACAAGGAGCAGAUACGCCAGACAUGUGUUGUCUGUGGUAAGGUUACCCUGCGCAUAACACAGCACAUGAAAAUUCAUACUCCCCGCCCAAAAAGACUGCUAAGCUGUUCGGUGUGCGGUAAAGUUUUCAAUUUCAGUUCGGGGCUUAGUCAUCAUUUUAAAAUUAUGCACAAAUUGCCAAGGCCUCCACCGAAAAUGAAAAAAGAUAACCCCUCCGCAAAUGGGACAACAAAAAGGAGAAGGAAACCUCGUGCUCAGAAGAACGCCGAAGAUAAUAUAAAUAUUAUAACAGAUACCUAUAACAACACAGGGCAGAUAAUUGAAGAACCAUCCGAAAUACCAGAUGAAGUAUAUAACGAUGAAGAUUUAUCCGCCAUAAAGGAAUCAUCACGUCAUACUGAUCAUAUUGAUGAAGAUGAAAAUCCGACACAUUUCAAUCAUUUGCUGGAUCAUGAAACCGGUUGCCAUCCGAGUUUCGAUCCGGAAGAAGUAAAUCACAAGGAAGAAGAGGCAAAACGUGUCAUUGUCGAACUCAUACAGAAUUCUUCUUAUCCCUCAUUUUUCCCUGACAAUUUAUCCUGUGUUUUAGAGGUAACCCCGCCUAUAGCUGCUCGAGAAGAAACCAUAUCGGCAGUUAAUAGUAUAGUUCAUGAUUGUUAGUUGUAAGUGUUUUAAAGAAAGGACAUUCACAAAACCUUAUUCAAUUUUUUGCCAAAGUAAAAAUGCUACUCACAAAAUCGGAGAAAA